AUGGCCGCCCCAGGAACUAUGCAGCUCGACCCGAAGUACGAUGACUACGACUUCCCUACCACUGCCCCCGAGGCACAGAGUGGUCACCCCGGCCACCUGAGCGAGGAGCAGCAGGCUCAGGUUGUCCAGCUUCGUCUGAUGCUUGAGCAGGAAGGCUACACGCAACGUCUGGACACUUUGACUCUGCUGCGAUUCCUGAGAGCCCGCAAGUUCGAUGUCAACCUGUCCAAGAAGAUGUUCGUUGACUGCGAGAAGUGGCGCGCCGACACCAAGCUCGACGAGACCGUUCCCACCUGGGAGUACCCCGAGAAGGAGGAGCUCUUCAAGUUCUACCCGCAAUACUACCACAAGACGGACAAGGAUGGUCGUCCAGUCUACAUUGAGCAGAUGGGUGGCAUUGACUUGACUUCCAUGUACAAGAUCACCACCGCCGAGCGCAUGCUUACCAACCUUGCUGUCGAGUAUGAGCGUCUCUCCGACCCUCGUCUGCCCGCCGCCUCGCGCAAGGCUGGUCAGCUCCUCGAGACUUGCUGCACCAUCAUGGAUCUUAAGGGCGUUGGUAUCACCAAGGUUCCCCAGGUGUACUCGUACGUCAAGCAGGCCUCGGCCAUGUCACAAAACUACUACCCGGAACGUCUGGGCAGGAUGUACCUGAUCAACGCUCCUUGGGGCUUCAGCGGUGUGUGGAAUGCCGUCAAGGGCUGGCUCGACCCCGUCACCGUCCAGAAGAUCCACAUCCUGGGCUCCGGCUACCAGAAGGAGCUGCUCGCCCAGGUCCCCGCUGAGAACCUGCCCAAGGCUCUCGGUGGUACUUGCGAGUGCCCCGGCACUUGCGCCCUGAGCAACGCUGGUCCUUGGCAAGAUCCCCAGUGGGCCAAGCCCGCCAAGUGGGAGAAGAAGGCCGAGACCGUUGUCAACGAGCCCCAGACGACGACUGAGCCCCCCAAGGGCACUGAGCAGGUUCCCGUCACCGGUGCCGCCGAGGACGCUCCCGCAGCUGCUCCCGCAUCUUAG
Messenger RNA from Pestalotiopsis fici W106-1, 1014 nucleotides. Its product is annotated as Sec14 cytosolic factor. The transcript has 4 exons. The record is from RefSeq and is a predicted model, not a curated record. The coding region runs from base 1 to 1014 and encodes 337 amino acids. NCBI's taxonomy places the organism in Eukaryota, Fungi, Ascomycota, Sordariomycetes, Amphisphaeriales, Sporocadaceae.